GCGUAUGAUUCAUUGGCCGUUAGCCGCUAGUAUGCAUGGAUCUAUCCAUGCAGAAUACAUGGUGUCUGGUGCUUUGAGACCGUACAAUAAACGAGGACAGGAAGCUUCGCUACGUAGGAUAACGGUUUUUGAGGGUGUAACGAAGAUAUAAAGUCCACGUGUUGCAGUCUAAGGGUCAGAUAGUGCGGUGACCGGAAGUAAUCGAAUAGCUCUGAGACACGGCGCAUAACGCUGCGGAAUCAAUACUUCUGUCAGGAGUCACGCGCUUGAGUAGAAGAUUUCCAACUGCCGUUGAAAUUGUGUCACAAAAUCGAAAUAAAAUGACAUCGAUGUGGCUAGUCCAUGUAGUUGGCUUUGCACGACGGCUCGGGCAUGGGGCACACGCGUGUGGCGAGCAGUGCGUUUUCACACAGGGUGCAGAUCCCAGCACAUUUUUAUUGUAUUUUCAACGUAAUCGCUAAACCUAUUCCUUGGGAGACUGAGACCGAUCCCCAAUUCACACUGUUAUGAAUCUUUUACAAACAUCGCUAGCAUGAUGGCCUACAAUCGGUUCAGUGUUGUGUUAAUUGCGGCGGCUGCCUUCGUUUGUGGGCUUCUCCAAAUUCCAGCGUCUCUGUGGCUCUCCUCAGGUGCUUCUGCUACUGGUGCUCAAGUAGUCAAGAGUUCCGCAAACUCGUCAAGUGAUGGCACGGAGCAAAACGCCCGCAUGAUCAGUAUCGAGCAGAUCCAAGAUUUAUUCACGGCGUUCGUGGGAAGUCAGUUCGCAACAGUGCAGGAGAGACUCGCCGUUGAGGCACUCGUGGACUGGGCCGUCGCAGAAAGCGAGACUGAAGUUUCCGAGGAUCAUGGUAAUUUUGAGUCAGACGAAAAUAGCUUUAAUGCGGUCGUCACCAGGGUAGCAAACUCUCUGAUAGCAGCCAUGCCUACAGGGGGGGAUGGUGAAACGAAGAACUCUUCUGCAUCGCGGGGCCAAACUAGUCUGUCGUCCUUCCAAGACAUUGAAACGUUGAUACAAAAGAAGAAAGCAUUGAGAGAUUCCUAUGAGAGCGUAGCUGAUGCCUUCUGGUCUUUUGUGGAAUUUUCUCGAAUGCUGCCGCGUGUAACAAAGAACUCUUCGACGAGCGUUUCCGAUUCCUUAGCUGAAUUGACGGCGCCGACAACAGUAGCGGUUACGGGAACACCAGGAGAAAGAAAUUUCUAUCGCCCAUCGGCAGGCAAUUCCGAAGUAACUAUGUUCCUCAAUGUAUCGCCGAUGGUGCUGCUUAACCGGAUUUGUCGAGGCCAGCGAGUGGCCUGCGCCGAGAUGUUUCAGCUAUCGUUGUACAGUGCGAUACAAGAAGUUGCAAACGACGACAUGUUCACACAGGAUCGCCUCAAAAUGGGAAAUGUGGGACUGCGAGGCUCCGGAGUACAGCAAGCUAUCAUCAUUUAUGACGAUGGUGACCUGCGCUUCGCCGAUGUUUUGGAAUCCGCGCUAGACGAUGUUCAGUUCUGCAGAGAAGAUCCUUCACGUCCCAUCUGUCAGACGAUCACCGGUCAAACUCUUGCGGAGAGCAAUAUCACGCCGAAGGUCAUAAGCAAACGUGUUAUAGAGUAAUGUUAUUAUGCUUUCGUACGCUCAAAGGUUCCACUCGGUGAAUGCCUUUUUGUGUUGAGAGGCUCCCACUUCCCUCAACAAUGGUUCUUGCUCUUUUGUUGUCUAUAACUUGCCACCGCGGCAAAUCUACGCACGCGACUGCUGGCAAGGAUGACAGUCUCUGCACUCUUGUUGCUGGUGCACUCGAAAGAAAUAAUGUGCAUCGUAGUUCGAAAUACAGAAACAUCUGCCACGUGGAACGGUCCCUAUCGGCGCACCACUGCUCUAGAGGGGCAGAUGCUACAGUCUCAAGGCUGAAAGACUUACAAGUCCCUAGAAUGGAACACAAUCAACGUUGUUACGGAGACGCGAAUUCGUGCGCGAGCCGGUACUUCAGAACACAGUUUCUUUUCGUGGUUAGCAGACUCUGUCCGUCCAUAGUCUUACAGUCAGCAGUUGCACUCCGAUCGUCGGCACCGUGUGUCUCGCUGUCUCUAAAACGUUAAUGCAUAUAUGGA
This is a messenger RNA of Toxoplasma gondii ME49, 2094 nucleotides long. RefSeq lists its product as hypothetical. The transcript is spliced from 2 exons. The record is from RefSeq and is a predicted model, not a curated record. The coding region runs from base 533 to 1597 and encodes 354 amino acids. NCBI's taxonomy places the organism in Eukaryota, Apicomplexa, Conoidasida, Eucoccidiorida, Sarcocystidae.